AUGUCAAGGUAUCUGGGGCAGGCGCUCAGCACGCGCCCCGACAUCCUGCCGCCCGAGUACUGCGCUGAGCUGGCGCUGCUGCAGGACCGCAUGGCGCCCUUCCCCUGCCACGUGGCGCUUGCUACAGUGCAGCGCGAGCUGGGAGUGCCGCCCGGCGACCUCUUUGCCGAGUUCAGCCCCGCCCCUGUGGCUGCUGCGUCGCUGGGGCAGGUGUACAAAGCCCGUCUGCGUUCAGGCGAGUGGGUGGCGGUGAAGAUCCAACGGCCAGCAGUGCAGCAGCAGAUCGCCCUGGAUUCCCUCGUGGUGCGCCGCGUGGCAGCGCUGCUGCAGCCCCUCGUGCACGGCAGAUCCGAUCUCGUUGCCAUCGCCGACCAGCUGGUGUGUCGCAUGUUCGAUGAGGUGGACUACGAGCAGGAGGGGCGAAAUGCAGAGCGCUUCCAAGCGCUCUAUGGCGACCACGGCGCUGCCGAUCCAGAGAAAAGCAAGCACUCUCGGGGCACUCGUCGUGGUCUUGUGAAGGUUCCGAGAAUUUUCUGGGAGUACUCCAGCCGCCGUGUGCUCACUAUGGAGUGGAUCGAUGGCAUCAAGCUCACAGAUCGAGCAGGGCUGCUGCAAGCUGGCCUCGACACACAAUUUGUCGUGGACCUGGGAGUGCUCUGCUCGCUGCGCCAGCUGCUGGAGGAGGGCUUCUUCCACGCGGACCCGCAUCCGGGCAAUCUUGUGGUGACACGUGGCGGCCAGCUGGCGUACUUUGACUUCGGCAUGAUGGGCGAGCUGCCACCUCAGCAGCGAAUCAGCAUCAUCCGUGCCGUGGUGCACUACGUGAAUCGUGACGCCCAGGGUCUGGCGCACGACUUUCGAGCGCUGCACUUCAUACCGCCACAGGCAGACGUGGCACCCGUUGCUGCGGCUCUUGCAGAGGUGUUCCGUGAAGGGGAGGAGGCGAAGAGGGGGGGCAGCACGAGCAGUAGUAGCAUAAGCGGCAUGGACUUUCAGAUGAAUACUCCACCCUCUACAUCGAGCCUGCCGCCCCGCAACUAUCGCAUCCUCUCUGUUCCUCGGAUCACAUGUCACCAUGCACUCUCAUCCCUCCCCUUCCCCGCCACGCCAGGGGGUCAUCCUGCGUCUCUCCUCAGUGAUGUACCGCUUCCGCUUCAGCCUGCCGCCACACCUCUCCCUCGUUGUGCGCGCCCUUGGCUCACUAGAAGGCACAGCCACAACGCUCGACCCCAACUUCAAGGUUCGGCAUGCCGUUCUGUCUCUAUGGCAUGCCGUUCUGUCUCUAUGGCAUGCCGUUCUGUCUCUAUGGCAUGCCGUUCUGUCUCUAUGGCAUGCCGUUCUGUCUCUAUGGCAUGCCGUUCUGUCUCUAUGGCAUGCCGUUCUGUCUCUAUGGCAUGCCGUUCUGUCUCUAUGGCAUGCCGUUCUGUCUCUAUGGCAUGCCGCGCUGCUUACAUUGAUUCAAAGUUGCUCUGGCCUCAUUCUGCCGCUUUGACAUGUGAUGCCGUGCCGCCCGUGGUGGCAACAGCAUACCCGUUCAUCAUAGCGCGCCUCCUCUCAGACCCCUCACCAGACAUGCGGGCCAUUCUGCGCCAGAUGCUGCUCUGGCCCUCGGGUGCCAUUCGAUGGCAGCGCCUGCAGCGACUGGCGUCCGUGCUCUCCAAGCCAUCCCCACAGCACUCCACUGGGUUGGAUCACAACUCUCCUAGAGAAGCUCAGGAGGGGAGAACAGGGGCACGUGUUUCUGCCGAGGAAAAGCAGCAGGCAACCAUCAGUGGGGGGGAGGAGAGGCAGGGGGGACAGAGGGAUGAGCUGAGAGAAGGGGUGGAUGAGGCAGCGGUGGUGGCGGCAGCGGGGGAUUUCCUGGCGUAUGUGAUGUCGGCCGAGGGCAGCCGCACGCGAGGGUGGCUUGUGCUUGAUGCUGUGGCUGCAGGGCAGCGGUGGGUGGAUCAGACGGUUGCGUCGACUGGGAAGGGGUCUGAGGAGGCUUUUCAGGCGCCUCAGAGAUUGGCUGCAGGGCUGCGAUGGGCGGACGAGAAGGUUGGGUCGGCUGUAAGAAGGUUUUGGGUGCAGUGGGAGGAGGAGGUGGGGAGGAGGGAGGGGAGGAGAGCGACGGGAAGGAAGGGAGAGGUGAGGCAGGAGGGGAGGGGAGAAAGAGAAGGGGCGGGAGAGGUGGGGCAGGAGGGGAGGGGAGAGAGUGGAGGAGAGGGAGGAUCAAGGAGUGGCAGUGUGAGUGGGUCUCCUGGGCACCGGGGAGUAGGCACUGUGAUGGCUCAGGGGAGAGAAACAGGACAGGCUGCUGCGGAUCAAGACAGCAGGUCUAGCACGGGAAAGGAGCAGGCGCCUCCUGUGGACCCAUUGGGCACACUGGCAGCAGCAAUGCAGCGAGCACCGGAACUGUGGGUGCCGCUGCUGGUGGAGACAGCAGGCAGGGCGGAGGCCAGGGAGAUGGCGGGCAGGGUGGUGCGAGGGGUGGCUGCCCAUGCCGCCGACUCUGCUGUUGAGAGCGCACUGCUUGCCGUGUCACGCUGGCUACACUCCAAGUAG
Molecule: messenger RNA, 2544 nt
Organism: Closterium sp. Yama58-4
Lineage: Eukaryota; Viridiplantae; Streptophyta; Zygnematophyceae; Desmidiales; Closteriaceae
Source: the annotation of a GenBank genome assembly